This is a messenger RNA of Sciurus carolinensis (gray squirrel), 1918 nucleotides long. It is a transcript of the gene Ica1, whose product is annotated as islet cell autoantigen 1. The transcript is spliced from 15 exons. Gene Ontology annotation, cellular component: Golgi apparatus. Gene Ontology annotation, molecular function: protein domain specific binding. The coding region runs from base 247 to 1788 and encodes 513 amino acids. Gene Ontology annotation, biological process: regulation of transport. The record is from RefSeq and is a predicted model, not a curated record. NCBI's taxonomy places the organism in Eukaryota, Metazoa, Chordata, Mammalia, Rodentia, Sciuridae.
GGCUCCGCCGGCUGCUAUUCCGGCUGGCGGUCGCCGCUGCAGGAAGGGCCGGUUCCUGCGCUCCCCCGCCCCUUCCCUCGCCUUCUGCUGACGCUGACGUCGGAUGAGGGAUCUAGAGGGACGCUCCGAUCGCGGCCGGAGGCUCCUAGGGGCCGGGGCUCCGAGGUUUAAUAUAACGUAUCCUCUCAUGCUUUUUCCCUGCCCCUUCUCCCCGCAUCAUCAACAGUAGAAAAAGAAGAAGAAAACAUGUCAGGACACAAAUGCAGUUAUUCCUGGGACUUACAGGAUCGAUAUACUCAAGACAAGUCAGUUGUCAAUAAGAUGCAACAGAAGUACUGGGAAACAAAGCAGGCCUUUAUUAAAGCCACGGGGAAGAAGGAAGAUGAACAUGUUGUUGCCUCUGAUGCAGACCUGGAUGCCAAGCUAGAGUUGUUUCACUCAAUUCAAAGAACCUGUUUGGAUCUGUCUAAAGCAAUUGUACUCUAUCAAAAGAGGAUAUGUUUCUUGUCUCAAGAAGAAAAUGAACUGGGAAAAUUUCUCCGAUCUCAAGGCUUCCAAGAUAAAACCAGAGCAGGAAAAAUGAUGCAAGCCACAGGAAAGGCCCUCUGUUUUUCUUCCCAGCAAAGAUUGGCCUUGAGAAAUCCUUUGUGUCGAUUUCACCAAGAAGUGGAGACUUUUCGGCAUCGGGCCAUCUCAGAUACAUGGCUGACAGUGAACCGCAUGGAACAGUGCCGGACAGAAUACAGGGGGGCAUUAUUAUGGAUGAAGGAUGUGUCUCAAGAGCUUGAUCCAGACCUCUACAAGCAAAUGGAGAAGUUCAGGAAGGUACAGACACAAGUACGCCUUGCAAAAAAAAAUUUUGACAAAUUGAAGAUGGAUGUGUGUCAAAAAGUGGAUCUUCUUGGAGCAAGCAGAUGCAAUCUCUUGUCUCACAUGCUAGCAACAUACCAGACCACUCUGCUUCAUUUUUGGGAGAAAACUUCCCACACUAUGGCAGCCAUCCAUGAGAGCUUCAGAGGUUAUCAACCCUAUGAAUUCACUACACUGAAGAGCUUACAAGACCCUAUGAAAAAAAUAGUUGAGAAAGAAGAAAAGAAGAAGAUGGCCCAGCAGGGAAGCACAGAAGCAGCAGGGCAGGAACCGAGUCAGUUAAUUUCAUUAGAGGAUGAAAACCAACACAAGGAAUCCUGCAGUUUUAAGAGUGAAGAAGGAAAAAGUAUUUUAUCUGCCUUAGACAAAAGCUCCACACAUAAUGCAUGUUCAGGACCUCUGGAUGAAUUGUUAGACAUGAAACCUGAGGAAGGUGCUUGCCUGGGCCCCAUGGCAGGGACCCCAGAACCUGAAAGUGCCGAUAAGGAUGACUUGCUGCUGCUGAGCGAGAUCUUCAACGCUUCCUCCCUGGAAGAAGGAGAGUUCAGCCAAGAGUGGGCUGCCGUGUUUGGAGACAGUAGGCUGAAGGACCCAACACCAUCAGGGUCCCUAGGAGAGCCGGAUUCCAAGCCCCAGACAGGUUCUGGAUUCCUUCCUUCGCAGCUUUUAGACCAAAACAUGAAAGACUUACAGGCCUCACUACAAGGCUGGUCAGAGAGCAAUGUCAAACCUCCUCCUACUCCAUGGUCAGCACCAAAGACAUGCAGUUCAAAUGACAACAGCCCUGCACUGAAAGAGCCUGCCAAGGCUGCCUCGGACCUGACUGCCUGGUUCAGCCUCUUUGCUGACCUCGAUCCCUUAUCAAAUCCUGAUGCUGUUGGGAAAACCGAUAAAGAACAUGAGUUGCUCAAUGCAUGAGUCUGCAGCCUCUGAGAGGGAGCUCUCCUGCCGCUCCACAGCACCUCACCUGGGGCUAGCAGAAGUAUCACGCGAUCAGUAUGCUGUUUUCAUAUUUACGUGCCAUUUUAAUAAAACAAAAGGGUCAAGG